Molecule: messenger RNA, 7001 nt
Organism: Amoebophrya sp. A120
Lineage: Eukaryota; Dinophyceae; Syndiniales; Amoebophryaceae
Source: the annotation of a GenBank genome assembly
CUCGAGGAACUACUCGCCGUAGGAACACCAACACCAACUCCAACAUUAAGUGACAGUCAUAAUUUUCCCGGGCUUUAGAAGACUGACAGUUGUCACCUUGUUCCGCAGCUCCUGACCUGCGUGUGGACCGACUGAUCAAAGUCAAUCCAUGCGCAAGAAUUUCAGGCUAAAUGGAGGAGGGAUCGAUUGCGGAUCUGCGUGUUUCUAACAAAGGUCGCCCCCAAGGUCUAACUUCGAGUGGCGGCGAAGGCAAGGAUGCGAAUAAGCAGAACAACAAGACGUCCCGGCCCUGGCGCAGUCUGUUCUCUACCUCCUCUAGCAAUACGGGCGCCGACCUUUUGAGCAGCCAGAAUCUCGGUGCAGCGUCCUCGGUGCAGCAUGCCAGUAGGCACACUGCGCCCUCUUUCUCCACUCCAUUGUCUUCCUCGACUGGGGGUAGUCGGACGGUCCCCGUUCCACCUCUCGGCGGCCAACAACAUCAUCCUAGUAAACACGCGCGGAAGGACCAGGCUUCUUUAUCCCUCUCGAGCACGGGUGUUGGGACCGCGACAGGUGUACAGAACCCGCUGCCCGGAGCGCCCGGGACCGCGAAAUUUGAAAACUCUUCGGCCAGCAGCGGCGAGGACCGGCGGUUCUCCUUCGGCAGCUCUGCCGACGCCGCGCACGAGCAGCUGGGGGCCUUGAGUAAUCACUUUUCGCAAGCCUCUGCCGGGACUCGCGCAGUUGACCCGUUGAACGAUCCAGAGUUACUUGCCUCCAGCACCAGUUUCCGCUUCACGAACUUCCGCACCGCGGACGCGCUUCCCGAGGCUAUCGUGACGACCGACAAGGAGGGAAAGCUGGUGAUCCAAAAAACCUCGUUGGAAACGAAAGAAAAGCUCCUCGAAGAGCUCGCUGUCGUGCGUACAUCUAUGCAGCACGAGCAGUCGCAGACGCUGAGCACGCAGAGCACAAUUGUAGACCACUACGCGUCCGCUAGCAACAAGAUGAGCGGACUGACGCCACAGCGCCUGUCCGAGGCGGGGAGCAACCACAGCAGCUCGACGGGCGGUGGCAACAACCAGGCAGCUGGGGGAGCAACAUCAUCUUCGAACAAUCCCAAUAGCCGCUUCAACACGCUACUCGAGAUGGAGCAGAUCGAAAAGGAGCAGCAACAUGCUGGAGCCGCUGUGUCGUUCCAGACAACUGCCGGGGGAGUACCAAUGCCGCCGGAUUUGCAGCCAGUGGUGCAAUUGCGAACCAGUACCAUGUCCGACACCAGUCGAAACUUGCUGAACCGCGCAAGCGCAUCCAACACGGGCAUCGUUCCGCCGCCCCGUGUGUCUGACAUGAUCAACGACGCCGAUGUGAUCGUGAGCCCAAGUCCGUCAGUCCUCUCCCGCGUUUUUUCCGGAACGGGCGAGCGGUUGCAGUCUCUCCUCAUGCUGCGCGCAAGCACCUCCACUUCGAACCAUCUACGGCAGAGCCAGAUUUCGCAGGGCGCCGGCACAACUGGAGGUGUGGCCUCUAUGUCGAGCGGAAAUGGGGCUUUUUUCGGAACUUCUGCGCAGCAGCAGCAACAGCCGCAACUGGUGCCGAACUCCUCCGCGAGUUCGACGUCUUUCAUCGGGCAGCACCCUUCGUUUCCGCCGCAGCGCGCCGUCUCGCAAAGCGGGCACUCCAUCAUCGAGUCUGCUGCGUCGACUGACAGCUUCGAGGAAAAGAUGGACUAUUUUCCGGGUGACGAGGAGCAACACCGGUCGCUUCGGAACCACGACACGGACCCGCGGAAGCAGUCCUGGACGGCGCGGUGGCGGAACAGUUACUUUGGCGGGGGCGGCGGACACCCGACGACGUCCGGUCAGGGUCCGCGGUUGAGCGUUUUCCAAAACUUACAAUCCGUCUGGCAGAAGACGAAGUCGGAACCCAGCGUGAUGCCGUCGGACAACCAGCAGCGGCGGCAGGGCGCCAUCGGCGGGCUCCUCUUCGGCGGGCAAGACCGAAAGUCGUCCACGUUUCAGAGUCCGACCGGCUCCAGUUUUCUCUCCUCGACUAUGUUCAGCAGCGCCGCCGGCAAUAGAAAUAGCGGCAGCGGCACAAAUAACCCGAACUCCCCGCGCGCGGGGCAGUUCCGCGACAAGGCGGCGAGGUUUCUUUCGCGCGGGCGCGCUAAAUCCGAAACCGAUCCCGCGGUGCUGGUAAUGCGCGACCGACGGGCGAGUCGCGACCGCCGCACCAGCCGGUUUCUGGGGAACAUGGACAACGACCUGCUGAAUUUUCACAAGGACAUAUCCAAAGUGUCCAGGAAGGAGGCGCUGCACUUGGAUUUCGUGGUCCGCGACGAUACGCAGGACGCCUACGCGGGUAGAAUGCACUUCGUCCGACAGCUGUACCACGUCCGCGACCCAAAAGCGUCCCUUGCCCGCCGGUUCGCCGAUACCUUCGAUGGGAAGAACCCGAUGGACCGCGUUUUUCAGAAAUACUUCCAGAUGAAAAUGAAGAUGCGCGACGGCGAGGAGGAGGAGCGGGAGCCGAAGAUUGCGCUGUUCUCGGUGUUCUCCAAUGUGGCCAUCAAGGUCUCCGUCGCGCUCUUCACAAUUUCUUGCUGGACCAUUUUCGCCCCGCCCUGGUUCCUGGCGUUCGAACAGUUUCUGAUCGAAAAACAAAUCCCGAACUGGUUUUUCUUCCUGGACCUGACUUUCGACGUCCUUUUCCUGUGUUUGGUCAUCUUGCAGGACUGCUACCAGUCCCGGCUCGAUUUCCGGGCGAAAGAGGAAAUCAUCGAGCUCGCCUACAUCCAACAGCUCGCGCUGCGAUCACCGGCCUUCUGGAUUGCCGUCUCGUCCUCCUUGCUGGGGUUUGUGGUCUUCGCCUGCAAAGUCAUCUUCGACGUGCAUUCCCUGUUUGGCGGAAGCAGCGGCCCCGCCAUCGAGAUGCUGCUCCUGCUGCGUCUGACGAGGGUGCGGUAUGUGGUGCGACUCGGGGAAACGUUUCGCCACUCCACGCUCGUUUUGAAUAGUACCGUCCAGGUAGUAUUCUCAGAUUUCUACGUUUGUUCUUCUUCUUCUUUUUCGCCAUCGUCAGACAAAGUCGAUUCACUUAGACACAUCCACAAUCACGACAUACAAGUAGCAUACGUGUUCUAUUUGGUGGAUUUGCGUUCUACUGCUUCCUCGGAACUGCAACAGAAGAGGUGAUUUCUACAUUCUACCUUCAAAACAGGUGAUGCGUCUCUGCUUCUUCGUGAUUUUGUCCUCUCAUUUGCUCGCUUGUCUCUGGUUCUACGUGAUCUAUCACCACGGGGAUUUGCGGGCCCAUUUCCACUUGAACGCUGAGGAUUUGCGGCAGAUGGGCGACCACCUGGACUGGUAUCAAAUGUAAAAAUGUCUGGGUCUGGAAGAGUUCACGUUUGUCAUGCUUGUCUGGCAUGACUCUUAAAACUUAAAUCUGUUAUGCACGUUACCCAAGAGCUCCGUUAUUCUGUGAUGCAGAAGCGCAGUUUAUCAUGCAGUUUAUCAUGCACACCUAGGAGCUCCGAAACUUGUCAUGCUGAGCCAGCAUUUGUAGCCUCAUCAUGAGACGCCACCCAGCAUCACAAGUUUCCAGACCCAGACACUUUUGCAUUUGAUAACUGGGAUAGCAGCACCACGACCUCGUCGAGUGGCGAACAAAUUGGCGGGAAUACCACCAAAAAUUCCCCAAACUUUUGGAACGUCCCGGCGAUUUCGCUGUAUCUAUACGCGCUGCGGGACGCAAUUUUCAUGAUGGUGGCGAAGGACAGAAAAGCGACCACGCAGUACGAAAGUUCCAUUCUUGCCGUCAUGGGCAUCGUGGGGACUCUGAACAUUGCCGUGAUUUUUGGAAACUGCAACUGGCUUUUCACCGUGCAGCGGCAACGCCAGAUGAAACACUACCAAGGUAUCUUCAUGACCUAGACUGCAAGAGACAUGAAUGGUUACUGCUUGUUUUCAUUCGUCUCUCCUCGACGUCCGACUGAAAGCAAGAUGCGAAUCUGAAUUGAAGUAGGUCUCUACGCAGCUCUACUGAUGUGCUGCCGGCCAAGCAGCUAAAGAUAAAUGCAAGCGCAGCAUCUUUUUGGACCUUGCACCAAGUAAAAAACAGAUCUUGAAUGGGUCAAGCAGGCAGUUUCGGGGCUGGACGUACCGGGACACCUUCGACAACGCAUUUUCGAUUUCUACAAUUACACCCAGCUUCAUUACGACCAGGAAGCCUAUGACACGCUUUUCCGCGGGCUUUCCCCGACUCUGAAUCUUGAGCUCAAGCUGUAUCUGUACGCCGACUUGUUGCGCGGGUCGGCUUUCUUCAACGGCGUCAAAGUGCAAGUGAUAAAAUCCGUGGUGCUACGCCUGUUGCUCGCGAUCUAUUCGGCGGGCGACUACGUCAUCCACAAGAACGACAUCGCUCGCGAGUGCUUCUUCAUCGUGAAAGGCCGGUGUGAGGUCAUCGUGGAACUCGGCAGCAAGCCCGUAUGCACGUUUCUGGAAGGCCAGAACUUUGGGGAGAUGGCGCUGUACAGGGUAAGUAUUUAAGUGCACGCCCGCAUUGCUGAUGUGAAGCGUGCGUCGUCGAUGUCGUCGAGAUUUUGAUUUUACGUUAAACAGUUAGUCGCUCGCCUAAAGAAGCGAGCACUAGCACAAAACUGAUUUUAUUAUCUGGACGCGGUACUGGGGGUCGGGGUCGGGUUGUACGAGUAGGAGUAGGAGUGGAAGGUCUCACUUUUACUUUCUUUCAUGCUGACCUCCCUCGUCUGGUCGUGAACAAGAUGAUCGAUUGCUGUCAAACACUACACUUCUACAGAUGGUCGAGGACAACGCGAAGCGUACUGCCUGGGUGCGCGCGGUAACGUUUUGCCACUUGGCCAAACUCACGAGAAACGCUUUUGAGGACAUUCUGGCAGAGUUUCCGGAUUCGCAGGAGCAGCUGUAUGAAAAGGUCGGCGACUUCGUGAAAAAGCGUUACAGCAGCAACUUGCAGACCAUCCAGGACAACGCACGAGACGAAAACGCGCCCACCAGAAGCAGCACGGCUAAUGUGGCCGCGGCCUCGCGACGUACGUAAUCUUCUCAAGUGGUCCUCUACUUCAUGUUCAUCACGGUCAUUUUAUUCAUUAAGGAAGGUAGAUGAACAAGCUAAAGCUACGUCAUACCCUGCAUCUUGCAUCUUCAGGCUCCACGAGCUACUUAGGGGGGCCUUUUUCUUGCUUCCGCAAGAUCAAGUACCAUUAUACCGAGCAUGAUGUCAACAUGCAUAGAGUAACAGCUGCAAGGUGUUGCUUCAUUAUAUGAAUAUGGAUAUGCAGGUUCUUCUGUGGAGGAUUCCGCGACCGCGGCGCCCAAUGCUCGGCCCAGUUUUACGCGCAUGGGCGCGCGCCGCAGCACUGGCGGGGGCAGCAAUGGGGGUGCAAUGCUCAACGAAACGGUGCAGAAGCAACUGACGGCGCAGGCCAAUGUGCUGCUUGCAAUUGGCAAAAACAUGAAUGUGGACGGAGAUUUGUUGGCGAGCAUGGAAAAGGCGAUGGCGCCGUCGCCGAGCGCGACGCUGGUACCGGUGCACAGCUUUCAGCUUUUUCCUCCUACCGUAUCUUCCUCCGUGGGUAGUGUGCCGCUAAAUCCUGGAACGCGCAGAACCGUGGCCGGAGUGAACAUAUUGAACGACGAGGGGGAGGUAGUUGUAGCCGGGGGCACUACUAGCAGACCGGAAUCGCCCGACGACGAUGAAGGUGGCAACAACCAAGACGAUGCGGAGGGGCCGGACGGGCGGCGAAGCCUGGUGCUCUUUCCCCAGCAAGAGGAAAUCUUCGAGAACACGGGGGGCGUCGUUAAAAUCCGCCGCGUCAGCACGGCUAGCGCAUCAGCAUCACUGCCGCUGCAACAGCAACUAGUCCAACAAUCGGCCACGGCGGCGCAGCAGGGGCCCCUUGCUGGAGGUGGCACAGGUACUAGCCAUCAAACCGUUCUAGAAACAGCGCAAAGCCAGAAUGCGCAGAAGAUGAAAGGUGCAGCUGCUAACGUCGGAACUGGGUCCGCGCAGCGCGAUGAAAACAAGAACGUCGAGGCAGAACACGGACUCGCGACGAAAAGCCCUGAAAAGGGCAAGGCGGGUUCGAGUGCUAACAACCUCGACUCAGGAGGGGAGGGAGAAGAGCAAGCAGCUACAGCUACCGACGAAAAAAAUGCCGAGGCGAGACCAAUCGUGAUACGUCGGGAGUCGCAGGAGGAGGUGGAUGUCAACAGCGACGCAGAACUCUCGGCUUGAUGGAGGACCAAAAGGGGAGGUGCAGUGGGUGAUCCGAGAUUCAGAUUCAGUCAAUUUUUGUUUGUGAGUAACGAGUCCUUCACGACAGUCGGUCAGGACAACGUGAUGGAAGGUUGACACAAACCCUACCGAGUUAGUAGUUUCACAAUACUAAGAAAGACUUGCGAAGUACUAAUGAAUGAUUUGUUGCAGUGUUUUAUCUGGAAUUUCCAAAAAAUUCAAAGCCAUCGAUUCUAUUUCGGAAAACAAUCAAUCUGGAAAGGUGAAUAGUGCUACUUGUCAACAGUGACAUUUAUCUAAACCUAAAGUGACCAACAAGGAGUGCAUGGAUGUACAGGACGAACGAGAACGCGCAGACGAAAGAGAAGACUAGAGCAGUAGGUAGCGACUGCGUCCGGAUAGUACUUCUCAAUAAAAGUUACUCAGCAUGACACAUAAAUCGAGUUUAUGAAUUUACUUUCAGUGGUUGAUGAUACCGAUGCUGAAAUACAAAUAAGCGUUUCACAAAUUAUUCGUCAUCGCUUCGUGAAAAACGAUCCACUUCGAAUUUAUCAUUGUAGGGCUGUUUCAUCUCCAAACAUUUUGCCACGGUCAGCGACUGUGAGAACCCAGAUUUUGCACCUUGUACAAUCAAUUUUUCGAGGAGGUAAGAUUGGAAAGAUAAAGCAAUCUAAGUCUGUACAAAAACAGAGUAGCUGGUGGUACCUGCUGGCCAACCAAGAAAGGCCACAAGCUGUGGAGCUUCA